Messenger RNA from Dermochelys coriacea (leatherback sea turtle), 1465 nucleotides. It is a transcript of the gene CCNYL1, whose product is annotated as cyclin Y like 1. Gene Ontology annotation, cellular component: plasma membrane. The record is from RefSeq and is a predicted model, not a curated record. NCBI's taxonomy places the organism in Eukaryota, Metazoa, Chordata, Testudines, Dermochelyidae. Gene Ontology annotation, molecular function: cyclin-dependent protein serine/threonine kinase activator activity; protein kinase binding. Gene Ontology annotation, biological process: regulation of cyclin-dependent protein serine/threonine kinase activity; regulation of canonical Wnt signaling pathway.
GGGGCCUCUCUCCGGGGCUCCUGGGAAGGCGGCGCAGGCUCCGGCGCUCGCGCUCCAUGAGCCGUAGCUGAGGCAGCGGCCGGGUGCGUGGCGGGGCGGGAUGCGGCGCGGCGCCCGCCCGUAGCCCGGCUCGGCCCCCGCCUGGGAGCCGCGCAGCGGGGCCGGGGGGCUCCGGCCGGGCCCCAUGGGGAAUACCGUCACCUGCUGCGUGUCGCCGGACGCCAGCCCCAAGCUCAGCCGGGCCCGCGGCGGCGGCGGCGGGGCCGCGCCGGGCCCCGAGCGCCGGGCGGAGGCUUAUCAGGUAGCGGCGGCCGCGGCGGAGGCCGAGCCGGGGGACUCGGAUCCUGGGGGCGGCCCCCACCUGCAGCACAUCAGCGACCGGGAGUUCCCGGAUGAUUUAGCCUUGGAAUCAAAUCCAUCUGACCAUCCCAGAGCAAGCACAAUUUUCCUGAGCAAGUCCCAAACAGAUGUGCGAGAGAAGAGGAAGAGUAACCAUAUCAAUCAUGUUUCUCCAGGGCAACUUACGAAAAAGUAUAGCUCAUGCUCAACCAUAUUUAUAGAUGACAGCACAGUCAGCCAGCCUAAUCUUAGAAGCACAAUAAAAUGUGUGACGUUAGCAAUAUACUACCACAUAAAGAACAGAGAUUCAGUCAGAUCAUUGGAUAUUUUGAUGAAAAAUCGCAUCCUCUCACGCGGGAAAGAAGUUCCAGAUGACUACAGCAAGCAUGACCCUGAUCACAAGCACAUUACCGUUUUGUACCGGACGCUUUUUAGUGCGGCGCAGCUGACGGCUGAAUGUGCAAUAGUGACACUGGUUUACUUGGAAAGACUCUUAACCUAUGCGGAGAUUGACAUCUGUCCUAGUAACUGGAAAAGAAUAGUUCUAGGAGCUAUUCUGCUGGCUUCUAAGGUUUGGGAUGAUCAGGCUGUGUGGAAUGUGGAUUACUGCCAAAUAUUGAAGGACAUUACGGUUGAGGACAUGAAUGAGAUGGAAAGACACUUCUUGGAGCUGCUGCAGUUUAAUAUCAAUGUUCCUGCCAGUGUUUAUGCCAAAUACUACUUUGACCUUCGCUCCUUAGCAGAUGACAACAACUUGAAUUUUCUGCUGGAGCCUCUUAGUAAAGAGAGAGCACAGAAACUGGAGGCUAUCUCCAGGCUCUGUGAGGACAAAUACAAAGACUUGUCCAAAGCUGCUAUGAGACGAUCUUUCAGUGCUGAUAAUUUAGUUGGUAUCCGUCGUUCUAAUGCCAUCCUCUCCUGAGGGGAGAGAAGGGUGCAGCACCGUGAAGCCAGCGUACGUAUGAACCGGAGGAAUACCAUCACUCCAUGCACAUAAGCCAGCAGUGAUGGUGUCUUCCAGUAAGGGAAGGAAGGAUAAAACCAGCCUAGAGACCCCAGGGUCUGAGGAGCAUAGUCCAUUCAAAAGAUGGGACCUUGUCAAAUCAGUGCUCCUCCUUUUAAUGUA